AUUCUCUGUUUCGCUCUCCCCCCGUCGCCCAAUUCCCCGCAGCUACCUCACCCUAGGGCAUCGAUUGAAGAUGGCAAAAGACCGCUCAACCUCCAAGGACAAAAGGGAAAAAAAGGACAAGAAGGAGAAGCGAUCUAAGGAUGUUACAGCCUCCCUCGCAGACGACAGCCACAGAAUAUCCAAAAAGAAGAAGAAGCCCAAGAAGAGCAAGACAGCGGCGAAUCCUCCUACCGAUGACGAACUUGACAUUGCUGACGCUGCUGCUGCUGUUUUGAGCGCUCUCUCUGCUCCGGGGGCCGUGGAAGGAGCGAAGGAGGGAGCGAAGGAGGGAGUUGGUGCUGCGCCGAUCGACGACUCGGUCCUUGUACCUUUCGCGAAGCCAUUGGCUGGAGAGAAGUUGACUAAGAAGAUUUUCAAGACUGCUAAGAAAGGUUAGCGGCCCUACUACCUUGCGCUACGCUCUCUCUCUCACUCAAUUUCGUCUGCAACAUGGAUGGUGAAGAUUAGACUAACAACUCCCUCUUCAAUAGCUGCCAAAAACAAAUCUCUAAAGCGCGGCGUAAAAGAAGUUGUCAAAGCACUUCGCAAGUCCCCCACUGGCGCCGCCGCCGCGAGCGCAAACUCCGGUAUCGUUGUCCUCGCAGCUGACAUCUCUCCAAUGGACGUAAUCUCCCACAUCCCGGUUCUCUGCGAAGACCAUGGAAUUCCUUAUGUUUUUGUUCGCUCAAGAGCCGAGUUGGGAGCGGCGAGCGUUACCAAGAGGCCUACCAGCGUUGCCAUGAUUGUUCCCGUUGCUGGUGCGGGCACAAAGGAAAAGAAAAAGAAGAGGAAGAGCACUGGUGGGGAUGAUGCGAUGGAGGGGAUCGAGGAAGCUGAUGGAGGAGCCGAUGGAUUUAGGGAGGCAUAUGAUGAACUGUUGGCACUUGUCGAGGAGGCGGGGAGGGGGGUUAUGGUUUAGCGAAGGGUUGUAUGAUAGCUGGGUUAUAAUUUCAAUUCAAAAAGCCUUU
Tuber aestivum (summer truffle) is the source of this 1007-nucleotide messenger RNA. NCBI's taxonomy places the organism in Eukaryota, Fungi, Ascomycota, Pezizomycetes, Pezizales, Tuberaceae. The record is from the annotation of a GenBank genome assembly.